AUGCUCGUCGACCGCCUGCUGGGCCACGUGCUGCGCGUGAAGAGAGGCGUCCCUGCCAACAUUGCCUCUGCCCGCUUCUUCGCCGUGCCCGAUGCACUCAGUUGUCUAGGCCGCACCACAAUUACGUUGCCGAUCGUCUUGCACCGCGACCUCCAAAAGCCGCCUCGGUCGCUGGCGUCUCUCGAGGGCCUCAACCAACUGUGUAGCUUUGCCGCCGACGGCAAAGCGUGGAAGGCUUUUACACAGCGAGUCGUUGUGGGCCUCACCCGCGGCCACAAGCGCCCCGGGCGACUAGAGAAGAACAAGGCGAGCCAGCCAGCGCUGGCGCCUGAACGGCCCGGCAAGCGAAUGAUGACGAAGAUGGAGAUAGCAAGUCUCUACGCAUAA
Saprolegnia parasitica CBS 223.65 is the source of this 387-nucleotide messenger RNA. RefSeq lists its product as hypothetical. The transcript is spliced from 2 exons. NCBI's taxonomy places the organism in Eukaryota, Oomycota, Saprolegniomycetes, Saprolegniales, Saprolegniaceae. Bases 1 to 387 code for a protein of 128 amino acids. The record is from RefSeq and is a predicted model, not a curated record.